This is a messenger RNA of Ilex paraguariensis (yerba mate), 423 nucleotides long. The record is from the annotation of a GenBank genome assembly. NCBI's taxonomy places the organism in Eukaryota, Viridiplantae, Streptophyta, Magnoliopsida, Aquifoliales, Aquifoliaceae.
AUGGAAAAUAUGGCGAAACAGUUUCCGGGAGUUUUCUCUGGGUACACGCUACAGGUGAUGGAGUCACAUCAAGCUGGCAAACUGGACACAUCUGGAACUGCCAAGGCUGUCAUUUCAUACUUUCAGAAAUUGGGGGUCUCAUUUGAAGUAGAUCAGGUGAAAAAAAUACGAGAUCCCAAGCAACAAAUUGAGAUGGUUGGUGUCCCGAAAGAGUACCUAUCUUGUCAUGCAUUCCACAUGUAUCACCUGGAGUCACCUGAUAAAAUAGUUUCUUUUGAGUUUCAGCAUAACGUCUGUGGUAGAUCAAUCCCUGCGGAGGGUACAAUUGAUGCUGCAAUUUUCCUUGCUAAGAAGGUUCAAUCAAAGGCGGACAAAUUCAUCUACGACGGGAUAGAUGUUUUGCUGGAGAGCGCCAUGAGAUGA